GCGUCUAGUCACCACGCCCGACCUGCCAGGUGUUUGGGUGGCGAACUACGAGCUGGCGUGUGUAGUAGAAAGGCCGCGGGCUGCAACCGCGUGUCAUUCAUGAAUGAGUGCAGCCGCUGAUGCUGUCUACUAUGCAAGCGUCUGUGUAUUUUCUCGGCAGCUGGGAGCGGGGCAGCUACUUCUCGUCAAGUUGUUCAGUGAUUUUGUGUUGAACACCAGUGACAGUUUCAGUUUUGUAUUACCUCUUAACUGGAUCUAUCCCGGAUUCUAUCACUGCAGACACCUCAUCACUGUCGACCUCAACGUCGGGAGAAUCACUCUCUUAAACCGUUGCUCUAGAUUUAAGACACCACUGCAAACAGCCAGCUUUUAGGUUCCCUGGGAUAUUUCCACCUGGGUAUCGGCAGUCCUGGCCCAUCAGACAGCAAUGAGGCGGCCAUGCGAUAACACCACGUGUUUGGAGAACAGCCGGACAUCAUGAUUCCUGCCAUUGAAAUGGAAACAUUCAUGACGAUGAACACCAGUACUCCAGACUCUCUCGGUGCCACCUCAUUGCCGUCAGACAACACCUCAUCCAGCGACUACGACUACAAGCACGACGGCCAUGCACUAUUCAAAUGGCACGGCUCAGAGAUACUCUUCCUUGUAAUAAUAUUCCUGGUGGGUACGGUGGGAAAUGGCCUCGUAUUGUACAUCUACCACAUCCGGUGGAGACGCUCCAACUUUACCUUCUUCAUCAAGGUCUUGGCGGCCAUAGACUUCUUCAACUGUGUUGUAUCAGUGCCGAUGUUUUUUGUGAUGACAGUAGACGGCAGCCAUUCGGCGUUCGCCCCGCUGUGUAAGACGACAUCGUUUAUAGCAAUGUCCAACGCCGUGUCGUCAGCUGUGGUCCUGACAAUAGUUGCCUUUGACAGAAACAGGAAGAUCCACAGACCACUAAAGCAUGAGAUUCGUGAAUCCACUACACGUCAGCUGGUGGUGAUCGCACUAGCGAUUGGACUAAUAGUGUCUGUGCCUGGUGUCUUCACGUUUGGAAGUAAACGUACUCGUUAUAGCGAGGACGGUAGGUUAUUCAACAUCACAUGGUGUUUCUUCUCGGACGAGAAACUAGGCACUACCCUGGUGUACGCCUAUGUUGGGGUGCUAGGUGCCGUGUUCAUGGUCAUCAUGGUUGCCAUGUCGACUCUGUACUUUUCGAUCUGGAGAGCACUUCGGGUUCAUCUACAGAGGCGGGAAUCCCUUGGGUGCCACAGGUCUUCCAUCGGCAUGACCAAAAACGGAAACUACUACAGAUCUCAAAAGACUACAGCUAAGCUAUUCUUUAUCAUAACUGUGGCAUUCUUUGUGAGUUACUUCCCCUAUUAUAUCAGCAUUGCAGUAUUCCUCAUAGAUGAUUACAAGCAUCAGUUGACAUCGUUGACGAAAGCUUUCGCCGACAUUGCCAAACUUGCGCCAUUGGCGAGUUGUGCUAUAAACCCUCUAAUAUACAGUAUAUCCUCGGCUCGAUUCAGGCGGGAGAUUGCCCAGAUCUUUAAACGUGCCGGGCGAACGUCUGAAGCGAAAAAGAAGAUUUUGUUCAACUCACUAAAUAGCCAGGAACAAGCCGGGCAGCUCAAACUGAAACACUCUCGCUCACAGUCGGGCUCGUCAUUUGGACUUAAGUCAGUCUCAAAUGAUCAGAUUGUGUUUGGAAAGAUCAACAUUCCUGGAACUGAUAAACAAUCGUACUCUUGAACUCCAUAUGUGACUUAAGUGAUAUGCAGCCUUCUAUAUGUAUUUUUCUACAGUGGACAAGACCAAAGCCAGUUGUUGCCUUCUUCCCUCAUCUCCAAACAAAGGGGACGAUUCUCUGUGUGUUCAUUCGCUGUGUUAAAGUGACAUCUGAAAAUAAUAUCCACCAUUUAAAGGUGUGCCGGGGAAUUUAACGAAUCCCUAUUCAAUGAGCUAAGCCAAAGGUAACAUUGCGACCUCGGGGAAGUAGGAGGCGCACAAAUAUUUGUUUUUCUAUUAGCCUAUGAAAUAUCUAAUGACACAAUAUCUCACAUGUCUUUUAUCAAAACCGUUCCCAGUGUUUACAUGUGUUGAAGUUAAUUUUUCAAUUUUAAAUAUUUUCUCUUUCUUUGAACAUGGAUGCUUAAAUGUUUGAAACACAUUCCUCACCAUGUCUAAGAGGUACGAUAUGAUUGGUUAGAAUGUUAGCUAUUUGUCAGCAGCUCACACUGGCGGUAUGUUGAUCCGAUGGUUAUAUUCAGACUGACGAUAACACGGCGGACCGUCGGUCACAUCCAGUAUGCUGGCAUACAUUACGUCCUUCCAGGAUGACCAACACACAUAUUUUCAUUUUACAUGUGUUUUCUAUCACGUGUCAGCUUCAUAUAAAAUCUCUUGUUUCA
Molecule: messenger RNA, 2393 nt
Organism: Haliotis rubra (blacklip abalone)
Lineage: Eukaryota; Metazoa; Mollusca; Gastropoda; Lepetellida; Haliotidae
Product: melanopsin-like
Exons: 3
Coding region: 478-1734 (418 amino acids)
Biological process (GO): G protein-coupled receptor signaling pathway
Cellular component (GO): membrane
Molecular function (GO): G protein-coupled receptor activity
Source: RefSeq, a predicted model, not a curated record